ACGCAGGGUUCCACCGACCCACCUCCCAGAAUUACAUCAAAUGUGAAGCAGAACUUGCAAUUUCUUAAAAUUUGGAAGGAAAUUCAAAGGCGGAGCUCUAGUGCUCCGAGGCCUGCUACUAGUUACCGCAGGAAGAAGGUGGAGAAGGAGGAUCUGCCUCCAGAUACCCAGGAGAUUUAUCGUGAUCCAACCUUCACUCUAUAUCACACAAACCACAUUCCAGACACUGUUGUCCCAGUCUUGCUUGUUGAUGGCUACAAUGUAUGUGGCUACUGGAUGAAGCUGAAAAAACACUUCAUGAACGGAAGGCUUGACGUUGCUCGCCAGAAGCUAGUCGACGAACUUAUAGCAUUCAGUGUGCAUAAAGGUUUUUACUGUUUUGUUCUUUUUCACACUUUUAUGUGGGGGGUUGAAGUUUAUCUCCUCAAAAGUAUGGCUGUAGGACUCAGCAUAGUAGCUUGCUUGUUCGUACAUUUUAGAAUUUUCCCACUGCUAUGGAUUGGAGUGAAAAAAUUGGAAUCUACAGACAUUCUCAGGGGAAAUAGGCUAACAUCUUAAACAGCCCUCUCAAGUUGCUAGUUCGCCAUUGGAAGUUGAGCGAUGAUGAUUGAAUAAGCUACUGCAAAACAAUCUUAGGAGACAUGCAUCCGUGUACUGCAGAUGGUGUCCUUUGGUUGUACCGUAAAGUAGAGAGCUUUCUGAAUGAUGAACGUGUUUCUACAAAUUUUGUCACUUAAGAAAUGAUAUUUUCCUUUGUAAUGCUUAUGUUCUUAAUUGGAUAAGAUGUACACUAUAAUCUAUCAAUGCAUUUAGUAAGUUUCCCUCAGUUCUAGUGCUUACAGACUCUUUCAGCUUCCUGAUUCUGUUUAUUAUUUAUUGAUUCCUUACACUUUAUGUUAUUUUGUCAACAAUUACAGAGGUGAAAGUGGUAGUUGUCUUUGAUGCGAUGAUGUCUGGACUGCCUACGCACAAAGAAACUUUUGCAUGUGUUGAUAUAAUAUACUCAGGUGAAACAUGUGCUGACUCGUGGAUCGAAAAGGAGGUUACGGCCUUGAGGGAAGAUGGCUGCCCCAAAGUGUGGGUUGUGACAUCCGACAAUAGUCAGCAACAUGCUGCACAUGGAGCGGGAGCCUUUGUCUGGAGUUGCAAAGCGUUGGUCUCUGAGAUUAAGGCGUCUCAGAAGGAGGUGGAAAGGAUGCUUGAAGAGCAAAGGCCGACCUCUUUCCAGGGAAAACUGUUAAAGCACAACCUUGACUCGGAAGUGGUGGACGCUCUCAAGGUCUUGAGGAACAAGCUGUACGAGGAUGAGCGGAGAAAGUAGUAGAGCUGUACCUACGGCAUGCUGGCAUCUGCUAAAGACGUUACUAAGUUUGGUUCGGACUCACGUUGAAUGGAGCGUUCUCGGCUAACCCUUUUAGAUAAGCGAAAGCUAGCUACUGACUUGGAGUACAUUUGCUUACUGCUAAGUAAGCUGCUGGAUCAGAUGCAGCGAGGAGGCACAUGGGUGGAUGAUGGGCAGCAUUCAGAAUUGGACGAGGACUUUGAUAUACUUGAGAUUGAAAGUGUGCAUGAGCUUUAUGUUAUGUACGUGGGGAAGAGGGUAGUCGAAUUGAUUCAUCAUUGACCAGUUUAGCAGUGUCCAAGUAAGUACAGGUGGUGGAUGACUGGAUGUGUAGCCUUUGGAAGCAGAAGUUGUUGCUGUAUCGACGUCGUGGUUCAUUCAUACAAGUGGUAUAUGGUUAUACGUCUUCUUCAAGGAUCAUAAGAUCACACAAUGUUUGUUAAUGUUAUAUUGUAAAAUUUGGUGCUUCAAGGUCUUUGUGCCCGGAAAUACUCUCAUAUAUAACUGAGGCAUAUAGUUGAGAGCUGCUGUCUUUGUACCCGUAGAAGUUAUAUGAUAUCUUUCUUCUUGAGGAAGAAAAAAAAGGCUUGUCUGUUAGGAUCUUGACUCUUGAGUGUCUCUCAGACUCUCACAACGGGUCUUCACUCAAUGCAACGAGUUUGGGCCAAGAGAUGUGGACUUAAAAGUUUCUAUGUCAUUCAUGAUCUGCAUACGCAUCAAUUUUACGGUAACGAUCAACACAAUUUAGGGUCAGA
Messenger RNA from Linum tenue, 2097 nucleotides. The record is from the annotation of a GenBank genome assembly. NCBI's taxonomy places the organism in Eukaryota, Viridiplantae, Streptophyta, Magnoliopsida, Malpighiales, Linaceae.